GCUAGGGUUUUUGAUUUCUGAAUCCCAACCAAAUCAAAACUCGAAUCUCCGAUUUCACUCAUACAAUGGGUGGAAAGUGUCCGCACAGGAGUGUGAAGAAGCGCCGCUAUUCUCACAAGUCUUUUAGGCGCUCCAAAUUUCUUGUGAAGGGCGACGACGCCGUUUACGAUGAGCUUCAGAAAGGGGAGGAAGAGAGAAAGCCCUUGCCCGUGGAUGAAGAUCUUCCGGGAAUGGGGCAGUACUAUUGUUUUCACUGCGAUCGCUAUUUUGCUAAUGUCUCUGUCAGAGACGAACAUUUCAAGACCAAACGGCAUAGGAAGCGUGUGAAGGUAAUGUUGGGACCUGCACCGCACACGCAACUGGACGCUGAUGUAGCUGCUGGAAUGGGCAAGCCAGACAAUGGCCCCAAGUUAAUGGCAAUGUAAACUUAUUCCUGUGUUUUUUAUGUUCCUGAAGUUUGUGUUUGUACGAAUUCUAGGCUCCCUGCCUUUACCCCUUGUUUAUUACAAUGAUACAACUAGUGGCUUAGGAGUUAGGGCUGAGAAUUCUAUUUUUGAUCGUAUUUUUGUCUGCGAGAUACAACAAUCUUAAUUUUUAGAGAAUAUAAAUCCAUAAUAAUUUGAUAUUUUCAGAAAUUCAAUUCUGAAAAUCUCAAAUUUUGUAACAAAA
This is a messenger RNA of Salvia splendens (bonfire salvia), 669 nucleotides long. RefSeq names its product zinc finger protein 593. Lineage: Eukaryota; Viridiplantae; Streptophyta; Magnoliopsida; Lamiales; Lamiaceae. Bases 66 to 425 code for a protein of 119 amino acids. The record is from RefSeq and is a predicted model, not a curated record. The transcript has 4 exons. Gene Ontology annotation, molecular function: zinc ion binding; nucleic acid binding.